This is a messenger RNA of Neocloeon triangulifer, 2065 nucleotides long. RefSeq lists its product as uncharacterized. The transcript has 4 exons. Bases 229 to 1932 code for a protein of 567 amino acids. The record is from RefSeq and is a predicted model, not a curated record. NCBI's taxonomy places the organism in Eukaryota, Metazoa, Arthropoda, Insecta, Ephemeroptera, Baetidae.
GAAAGAAAGUCAGUCUGCCGUCUGUGAGUCAGUCAGUCGUUGUGUCUCGUGUGAGUGACCUUUUAGUGCGGUUUCUUGGACUCGCCCCUGUUUUUUUCACAAUUCGUGGAUUUAAUUUUGCAUAAGUUUGGAUAACCUCGACAAGUGAAGCAUUGUACCAACUUUUGACGCUCAACUAUGAAUACGUAAGCGCUGAGGCGCAGCCAAGACUGCCAACCCCAUCUGGUCAUGUCUGACGAGUUCGAUCAGCUUCCCGUCGGCGGCGGCACGAUGGGCAAAGAGGUGAAGAAAUCCUCGUACUACGUGUGGUUCCUGGGCGCGCAAGAGGCCAAAGGACUUCGCGGCGAGGAGUACAUUCGGCCCAUCGUGCGCAGCCUGGUGCAGAAGGAGCGCGAGGUGGAGCCGUUCAAGGUGACGCUGCAGGUCAGCAUCAAAGGGCUGAAGAUCGUGCAGAACGUGCCCGGCUGCAAGGACAUCGUCAAGCACUUCAUCCCGCACCACGCGGUCACGUGCGUCGUGCAGGAGCCGCCGCCCAACGACGACAUCGUCUCCUGCAUUUUGCUCAUCUUCAACCCGGCCACGCGGUGUCCGGUGCACGUUCACUGCUACCGCUGCGACUCGGUCGAAACCGCCGCCAUCUUGCGAGACCAGCUCGAGACGUUGAUCGAGCGCCCGGACAAUCAGAAAAAGUUCGGCGAAAUCGAGUCCAGACUCCAGGCGAAGGGUCUGCUGAGCCGAAGACUUCCUGCAGGAGGUUCGGAUGGACGCAGCAGCAGCACCAGGGAGUCCGAGUCAUCAGGGUCUUCUUCCGAAAGGGGAGGCGAAAGGGUGACCAACUUGUACGACUCUCUGGCCGCCGAGCUCCGCGAAAAGCUGCACGGGGUCAAAGGGCCCCUUCUGCUGCCCCCGAGGGACUACGACACGGUGCACCGCACCAGGGGCAACCUGACAGGAAUCGAACUGCGGCGGUGCAGAAACGCGGCCAUCGUUGGCGACGGCGUCAGUCCCGUGUCCAGCGGCGGAUCCAGCGGCAUCGGCUCGGACGACGCGCCGCCCAGCCCCAAGGAAUUCCGCGUCAACAAGGUGGAGCAGCCGGUGCGAAGGACGCACCUGAGAAAGAGUGCCCCUGCUGGCUACCCACCGGAACCGCACAGCUCUGAAGAGGAGGAUGACUGGAGAGAGUCACUGCGGGAGGCGCGCAACCCGCCGAGCUGGUCACCGCAAAGAGUGGCCACCCCGGCCACGGAUUUGUCGCUGCCGCGGCCGCGACGAGUCCACCAACAGCAGGUGGAGGAACCGGCCAUCAAGCCGCACCGAGUGCCCAGUUUUGUGGACAAGGAUGCGCCCAGGAGGCGAAGCAGAGACCCAGAGCUGAGGCAAAGGUCACCGUCGCCUCUUUCGCCCAGAGAAAGAUUUCAGGACGCAAAGGACAAGUUCCACAGGAUGGAGCGCGAAAAGUUGGACGAGUUGCAGUUGCGUCUGGAGCGUCGCCGCCAAGAAACGGCGGCGGCCAACGUGGCGGCGGCCGUUUCCUCGGGGCGGCCGUCGGCCGCCGAGGCUCGCGGCCAAUUCCGGGCGGUGCCUGUGCAUCACAUCUCGGACGACGAGCAGGACGACGACGAUGACGGUUUCGAGCCGGUGAUUCCCGUGAAGGAGGCUGAGGAGCAGCGGCGCCGGACGUCCCACAAACUGGCCGAGGAGUUCAACAACAAGCGGCGCUCGUACCACCAGGGCUACCAAGAACUGGCCGACCACGAGCGUUUCCCAGGUCUGGACAGACAGACGGCCAGGCUGAACCACCACUUCCAGGAGCGCUACCGCCACAGCUAUGCCGAGCCCGAGUACUUCAGCAGGCAGCAGGGCCUCCGAAGGUUCACGCCCAACGGUGCGCCACCCUUGUCCAACAGACUGGCUGGAAUUCAUCCGUACUGAUUUUCUGGGAUUUUGGGUUUUUAUUUCACAAUUGUCAGCGGUGAUGUUUUAUUAUUUUUUUCAGCAGUAGAAAUUUAAAAAAAAAGACUACGCCUCAAGUUUUUGGAAAACUUUAGGUGUCAGUUUGGCUAAU